Tilletiopsis washingtonensis is the source of this 914-nucleotide messenger RNA. RefSeq lists its product as hypothetical. The record is from RefSeq and is a predicted model, not a curated record. NCBI's taxonomy places the organism in Eukaryota, Fungi, Basidiomycota, Exobasidiomycetes, Entylomatales. The coding region runs from base 322 to 861 and encodes 179 amino acids. The transcript has 2 exons.
GCUCCUGCCACCACAUCCCUCUCCGCCUCUACAUCCACCCGCCGUCACGCCUGCGUGUGCGUCUGACAUUGAUGACAGCCACACCUGGCGUGUUCUGCUAGGCGUACUUCCAGAGCGCUGCUCGCCGCCGCCCACACCGCACCGGCCGGAUCGCCUGCUGCGUUUCGCUCUCUCCGCUCCCCGUCUUCGACUGAACGCCAGGCCAAGCCGUAUUGCACAGCUUCACGCGAUCUCGCCAUUGUAGCUUGCACGUUCGGAGACGACCUACCAGCUCUGCCCAGCGCCGCACCUCGUCCGGACUGAUCGUCACCUGGCUUUCCCAUGGCCCAGGCCAGCUCCUCUGCUGGCGGCUCUGCGAGCGCCCGCCCCUCUGAGGGCGCUGCCGGCAUGCCACGGGCCAACGCCCUUCGCGCCUUCUACGGCCUCGCCGAGGAAAGCGACGGACCUGCCAAGGCCGCGGCGCCUGUCGGCGCGCCGCCGUCGCCGAAGCCGGACACACCAGCGUCUGCCACCUCACCAGACUCGUCUGCCUUUGCCUUGCCAGAAGCGCUCGCGGCCGUCCUCAGUGACGCAGGCUCGCCAGAGACGGGCUCCCGCGAGCAUGCAGCGGCCCUGAUGCACGUGCAAGCCUCGCUGCUGCGCGAGAUGAGAGAGCUCGACGGCGCGCGACAGAGCCUCGUGUACAACCAUCACUGGCAGCUCGUCAAGGGCGGCGAGACGCUCCGGACCAUGAAGGCGCGUGCGGAGGACCUGACGCCUGCUCUGGAUGCGCUGCAGGGCAGCUUGUCGCGCGCAGAGGCCCUCCGCAAGGAGCUUGCUGCGGCGCUGCCGGCGACUGGCUUCAGCGCCCCAUCUCAAUGAGAUGAUACCAUGAGCUGUACAAUCUGAGCGUGGUAGCCGCGACGCACCAAGAG